AUGAAGAAGGCGGAGGCAGCGGGGACGAAUGUCAGUUCUCAGACUCAAACGUUGCGUGCAGGGCGGGCUACCGAAAGAGCGGCAGCACUUCAGGCGAUUUCCUCAGAUCCAAAGUACAAGAAGUACAGCCAACAGGUCGAGAAAUGUCUAAAUUCGUUUGAUAAUGUACACGAAUGGGCGGAUUGUAUCGCGUUUCUGAAGCAGUUAUUGAAGUCAUUUCAGUCCUAUAUGCAAUUCAAGGAGAUUCCUCACAAGCUUAUCGUUGCCAAGCGAUUAUCUCAGUGUUUGAAUCCUGCAUUGCCUACAGGAGUUCACCAGAGAGCUUUGGAUGUGUAUACACAUAUUCUUGCAGUCCUUGGGACAGAAGGAUUAAAGCGCGACUUACCACUUUGGUCGUCGGGGCUUUUUCCGUUCUUUGAGUAUGCUGCAACAUCAGUCAAGCCCACACUUCUCAAUAUCUACGAUACUCACUACUUGCCUUUGCAAGGUGGUCUACGGCCCGUGAUGAAAGCAUUUAUUCUUGCCCUUCUUCCAGGUCUUGAGGAGGAGACAGGAGAAUUCUUUGACAAGGUCCUAAGUCUGCUGGAUCGAUUAUCCGGAACUGUGUCGCCUGCUUUCUUUUUCCAGAACAUAUGGCUAGUUAUGUCAACCAUGCCUUCAGCUCGUGGUACAGCUCUCAAUUUCCUCUCCAGAAGGUUGCCUCGUUUAAGCUCUGACGAAGAUAUCACGCAUAUUAUUGGCCGUGAUAUUGGACUCAUGAUCAGAGCAUUUGCAGCGGCUCUCGAAGAUGACAAUCUACUCGUACGGCGAGGAGCUCUUGAUAUACUUUUACAGUCGAUGCGUAUUGAUAGUGCAGCUAUAAAACAAGCACAGUCAGAGGAUUGUGUGAUUCUAAUGCGGGCUGCUACUGGAGUCGUCCUUCGACGUGAUCUGUCUCUGAACCGUCGGUUAUACACUUGGCUACUAGGUCCAGACGAGAAAAGUGCAACCCAGAUUGCGUACCUACGAGAACAUUCUCUUCAUCUUCUAAAAUCUACAUUAAGGGAAGAAAUGUUCACACCUUCAGGAGAUUAUUCAGAAUCGCGUCCGUUCAAGGUCUUCAUCUCGUUGUUGGACAAAUGGGAGAUCGGUUCUCCCCUCACUGAGGCUCUCGUGUAUGAUAUCUUCAAAGCUAUACGUAAACUCAUUGACUCGGGUUCCGAUAGCUAUGACGAUAUGCUGAUGACGGCUAGCACACUUUAUGAGGCUAUCGAACCUGAUAUUAUUUGGAAACAACUACUGAAUUCGGCUAUGGAAGACAUAACCGGGGACGGCACGCACUUCGAGGCCAUUGACAUGAUACUCUUCAUUCUUAGAACCUUCCCUGUGCACGAUGAAGACAUUCAGGGUUUACAUUUACCAGUUGUAUUCGGUGCUGUGAUGGAUGUUUUGAAUCAACACGUCCGAAGUGACAUUUCCAGGGCUGCUUCUACCUCAGUUCGAGAGGGCUUGAUUCUACAAGAAGAAAUAUUGGGGCACCUCAUUCCUGCAGCACUCUAUCAACACACAGAAUUGAAUGAAAAGCUUGAAGGCUUUGCUUCCACUGCAAGCCCUUUAUCAUUUGCUCGUCAUUUCUACGGCAUUACGUCAGGCGAGAAGAUGGAGACAGUUGCUACGCGCGCACCGUUAAUUCCUGUACUCGAAGCUAUAAUAGGUUUGAGUCAGAGUUGUGCACAGUGCCUUCUGAAAAAUCGCGACAAUCUUCUGCUCGUACGAGGGGCCUUGUGCCAAUCUUUAUCAUUGUUACUUAGGAUGAUCGAGCAAUUUGGUGCAAACCAAGAUCCAGUCACCAUAGUUUCAUGGGAACCUUCAGAGUGGCUUAAUUUGAUUCUCCAGACGAUUGAUCUUGAGGUUGCAGACUUUACACUAGUCGAUCGUGCCAUCUCCGUGGUUAUAGCACUGCAUCAGCUUAAAUGGUUGCAACCUACUGUAAAUAUAGAGGAACGCCGAAUCAUAACAAAAAUGGUCAAAAAGCUCUUCAAUUAUCUUCAUCAGGACUGGUUCAUCUACCAUGUCCGUGCCGUGAACUUGAUUUGGUCUCUCGAAGCUGCAACUCCCCAAUCACAUGUGGAGUCGAUCAUUGCGCAGAGCAUGAGUUCUCCAGAGUCGCGGAAUGUAUACGAAGCCUAUGAAGCAUUUGGAGUUCUUUGGCGGCUUACUGAUGAUACUUUCUUUCCGGGCUUCAAGUUCAAAGUUCCAUUGAUGAUCGUUCUGGAUACUUUGAAACAUGACGACCCUAUACUUCGUCGCGUCGGCGAAACGUGGAUGCGGUGUAGUCUAAAGUCAUAUAUCCGCGUUUUGGACCCAAUAAUGUACGAUCUUUUGGACCCUACUAUUCGCCGCUCGGCGAUGGUAGCCAAGGUACACGGGAGGGAAAUACAAAGUUUUGUAUAUGAUCGUUCCUUCGACCAACGCUACGUGAAUCAUCUCCUCGAGAUUUUACUCUCCAUCAUCCGCUUCGGAGGUCAAGGCUUCGCGAAGGCUGCUCGUGGUACUACUGUUAAGCGCUCGCAGCAUCCUGCUUUACUCCAGAGGCUAGAAGCAGCUAGCAUCGACUUAGAUGCCACGUAUCUUGAUGCUUUGGUUGAGAUUCUAUUGAGGUUUUUGCAAUCGGAACCAAGAGAGUCGCGCGCACCUAUCAUGCAGUCUCUGAAUGCUGUCAUCCAGUCUACUUCAGUCGACCUGUUACAAGCCAUAGUAGCUCGCGGUGAAAUUGAAAACAUCACAGUGGAGAUUAUGGAAGCUGUCAUCAUCGGCAAACUCUAUUACAGCGUGCAUUUGGGCCGUCUUGAUUUGCAAAACAAACUUCUGCACAUACUGCAUUCGCUAAUAUCUGUUUCGACAACAAUUUUCUUAUCCCAUCCUGUUACGAGGGUGGAUCUAUCCAAACAAGGCGAUGGCAAUUCUGAAGGUCAUAGCACGCAAGAUGAAUCUCAGGAGCUUGGAAGGAAGACAUAUGCGGUCAAUCCCUUACUAGUCCAAACACUCAUUGAUGGGAUCGGCAUACCUCAAAAUCGAGCAGUCCUACAACAUUGGCUGGAUUUUGUUCUUAUGGCGAUUCCCCAAUUCCAGCCCGCCCUGCAGUCUAUAGUGUCUCCUAUGAAUGACUGCCUGUGUCGUCAGCUUCGCCUGGCUCUGUCAGAUGUUCUACGGGUAUCUUCCACAGAUGCCAAAGAGGAGGAUAUACACAUAGUAACAGAUGCAGAAUUCAUCAUGUUGCUCAACGCGCUCGAACGUUUAGUUCUCCUUGGCCUUGCAUACACGCCGGAUGCAUCUCAGCAAGAAGACGAUGUUGUUGUCCAAGAGAAACCCACAAAUGAAACUAGUGGCAUUCUCGGUUAUGUUUCUAAUGUCUUCACAACUGAAAAUGUCCCAGCCGUUUCGGACGAACAAUUCACGGCUCGGUCGCCUGGCUACAAAUCUCUUCACGAAGGGAUCAAGAUACUGUAUUCCAUAUGGACAAAUUUGUCAUGGACAAAAACUAAAGCGACCUCUCCCAAAGAUGAUUCACUUUCUCUCGUCUAUAACCGAACUCGGGGCCGAUGUCGUAGAGUGCUGGAGCACCUUUUUCGCGUUCAUUCCGCAGAGGUACUAGAAUCCAUCAUUGACUGCUGGGAUCGCGAAGUAGCAGCCUCCGGGUCAUCCAAUAGCUCUGUCUUUGAAUUAGUGGACCUGCUGAUCGCCAAUGUGCAAGUUACUGUCCACAUGAUUUGUGACAGCAUUCUAUGUCGCGUGCCAAAUGCCUUGGAUAAAACUAGAAAGCAGGUUAUUAAUCCCAACCUCUCUGAUGUGGCCCUUUUCACUUUUCUCGAACAAUACUUCCAGCGGCUAGAAGGCCCUCUAGCUAUCCAGGUUUGGGCAAGGUUUUUGCAGCUUACAAAAGAGUUAGCAAGUUCUACUCGCGAAUUCAAAGUACAGAAUUUUUUGGUAAUGAAAUCCCUUUGCAUAUUGGCAGAGAAGGUCACUCAAACGGCAGCAGUGGAGGACAAGCGGCUAAGGAAGGAUCUGCAGGCAAGCCAAUUACAAAUUUCCACUCGAGAAACACUGACGAAGCUGCUGGAUUCAUGUAUAAUGUUUGUGGGACGGACAUUUGACCAACCAACCUGGAUUCGACGAAGUGCAAAGGAUGCUCUUUCCAUCAAUGGUAGAGACAGUCCAGUGCCGCGCAUUGCGGGAGAACCCCGAAUAGACGAGAAGAUAAAUGCAAGUUCAGUCUCUCUACAAGAGUCCCCACGGCCUUCUUGGGGUGCAGAACUCCCAUCACAGAUCAGUCAAUUUGUUGCUGUCGUAGCCCUACCUAAUCUUCGGAAGUUUAUGAUGGAUAACGACAAAGUUGCAAGCGUCUGCAACAAUAUUAUCUACUACAUUGUGAACCCUUCACUAAAGGCCAAAUCAAAACCCAUGGAUGUAGAUAAUAUUAUACCUGAUAUCAUUAGAGAAAUGUCCCGCAUUCCUGCCGCUCUCAAGGUCUGGCGUGGUCCGGUUCUCGAGCUCUUGAACGAUAAUCGCGUCUUCAACUCCAGCUGUGAUACUGCUUUGAAGUGGAAGCCCAUUAUCAAGGCUCUAUACGACUCGGAUAAGACUGCGUUCACCGAACUGCUAGGGAAAAUUGCGACAGCUCCGUCUACAAAUAUAUUCACGAAUCGAGAAUAUGAAAUGUUACUGCGAUCAAUGAAUCUACGGCGACUAUCCUUCAUCUUAUUUAGCGGAGAGAAGAACCAUUUCCUAACACAGCUGCCGAACGUGCAGGAGAAACUAGUUGAUAUUCUUCGUAACGUUAACUCACCCGUGGUACAGAGCGAAGUGUAUCUCUGCAUUCGUGUCCUACUUUGUCGCCUUUCACCACAUAAUUUGACCAGUUUUUGGCCUGUUGUUCUCACUGAGCUUUAUCGUGUGUUCGAGCAAAUUAUAACGACAGCGCCUUCCGACGGCUCCGAAGACUUGCAGUUGAUAUUGUCCGCUUCUAAAUGCUUGGACUUAUUGCUUGUCCUCCAGACAGAGGAAUUCCAAAUACAUCAAUGGAUAUUCAUCACGGACACUGUUGACGCUGUAUAUCACCAUGAUGAUUGGCGUCCCGAGGCAAUGAUGGACCAACUAGCAGAUAUCGUUGGUAGUAUCCCCAUACCAGAGGAUGGAGUGGCGUUGAAAUCACAAGACAGUACCAAAUCCUUUGCAUACACAACACAUAUGGAUUCUCGAUCCAUGCGACGUCCAUUAUUGAACUCCUUACGACAAAUAGAUAGCAUACGGGACCUUACUCCCUUCUUUUCGCAUGUUAGUAUCGCCUCUUAUGAGAGCGUCUAUGCCUGCGGUGGAAACAUUGACUGGGAGGCCGUGGAGCGAGGUGUCCUGGAAGAUAUGUUCGAUGGACGGUGA
Messenger RNA from Serpula lacrymans var. lacrymans S7.9, 5415 nucleotides. RefSeq lists its product as uncharacterized. The record is from RefSeq and is a predicted model, not a curated record. The transcript is spliced from 29 exons. NCBI's taxonomy places the organism in Eukaryota, Fungi, Basidiomycota, Agaricomycetes, Boletales, Serpulaceae. Gene Ontology annotation, cellular component: endosome; trans-Golgi network. Gene Ontology annotation, biological process: Golgi to endosome transport. The coding region runs from base 1 to 5415 and encodes 1804 amino acids.